ACAUCUCUGGCAAUUUUUGUAUUUUGCAGCGCAAGCACCUCCUGCAAAUAGGAGGGAAGUCACUGCGCGAGGUGGCAUCGUAUGCCAUGAAGGCUGUAAUGGCGCACCCCGUCCAAGUGCUUUACAGCCUUCAUAGCGGGAAGGGGAAGAGGGCAUUCAUCAAUUUGAAGUUAUGCCGGAUAGUCACAGAUGUCAUCUGUGCGAAAAGGGGGGGGGGGGCGACCUGACACAAGCACAGGACUUCAUUAAGUGGUUGCCAGGGUCUGUGGACAGCGGUGGUGGCAGGAAGAGGCGUUUCACAGCAACGUUUGCAGCAGAGCAGCCCGAUGAUCCCUCCCUUCAGGGCAGGAAUCAUUGCCUGCCCACUGCUGCCCUCUCCCUGCCCCACCCUUGCCCUCAGGUCCCUGGCAAGUCCACCGUCGGCCCCUCCUAUCCGGCUGCUGCUGCCCCUGCUCCUUCCCCUGCUGCAGCCCCUGCCGCCCCUGCCCCUCCUCCUGCUGCUGCCCCUGGAGCUGAGCACCCCUACUGAUGCCUGCAUCAGUUCAAGAAUUGUAUUGUAAAUAGUAAAAUAGUACUGUAAAUAGUAUACUAAAUAAAUUAUAUUUUCGUUUACGCUUUGCGUGUGUCUGCAGGAAGUUUCCUUCCCGCACUUAUUUCCAUCACAUUUUCUUCGCUACUAAUUGUAUAGGCAGUAAGCUAGCAUACAAGCAACAGAAUGGCUAAGUACAGGCUAUGCUUGAAACACACUGGAUGCAAAAUGGCUGAGCACCGGAUUUUCUUGAAACUCAUUGGGUACAAAAUGGCUAAGCACUGGGUAUUCUUGAAACACGUUGGAUACAGAAUGGCUGAGCACUGGGUAUUCUUGAAACACGUUGGAUACAGAAUGGCUGAGCACUGGGUAUUCUUGGAACACAUUGGAUACAGAAUGGCUGAGCACUGGAUGUUCUUGAAACAUGUUGGAUACAGAAUGGCUGAGCACUGGACGUUCUUGAAAGACUGGAUACAGGAUGGCUGUGCACUGGCUCUAUGCUUGAACUACAUUGGAUUCUACAAUGGCAAACUGUACGGCCAAUCUUGG
Molecule: messenger RNA, 1078 nt
Organism: Dermacentor silvarum
Lineage: Eukaryota; Metazoa; Arthropoda; Arachnida; Ixodida; Ixodidae
Product: translation initiation factor IF-2-like
Exons: 2
Coding region: 173-529 (118 amino acids)
Source: RefSeq, a predicted model, not a curated record